Ceutorhynchus assimilis (cabbage seed weevil) is the source of this 2093-nucleotide messenger RNA. The record is from the annotation of a GenBank genome assembly. Lineage: Eukaryota; Metazoa; Arthropoda; Insecta; Coleoptera; Curculionidae.
AGAAAAUGUAUGGAUAUGAAAAUAAACGACGCCCACGGACGCUUUAGCGAAGUGGACGGCGGGCGUCCUUCUCUCAGUGAGUGGAUGAAUGUAUUCUAGCGAUCGUGCGAAAAGCGGCGUCGAAUCUACAGAUAGUGUAGACUAAUCGAAAUAGAAAUAGAAAAAUGACGACCCAACCAAGACUGGUGAACAAACAGUUCAACUCGCCCAUCGGUCUCUAUUCUGAGCAGAACUAUCGAGAAGUGUUAGAACGAGAACAGCAGAUGUUGGCAAAUGGCGCUAUAGGGAUUGAUUUUAACAAUCCUGCAGUAGGUAAGCCGGCCAACUUGCAAAAUUCCGCAGUUCUACGCAUGUUAGAAGAAGAAGAAAAUAGACGUGGUGGACGAACCGGAGCAAAAAGGGUAGCGUGGCCUCCUCCACAAGAAGGUCUCCUAGAUCCAGCUGAAAGUCAUCAAAACAAUAUCUCUGUUGCACAACCCCAGGGAGGACCUUACAAUUCCAACCAGUCUCCCGGCUUGCAUCAGAAUAACAACUACUCACAACAGGCAACUCCCUAUCAACAACAACAACCCCAAUCCUAUCGUCCCUUGAAACCUUUGGACGUGAGCUCAGUCGGUACUGGAUCGCCUCUGGCUUCUCCAGCCCACAAUCAAAGUCCUCACGGUUACAGACCGACCACUCCUGCUAGUUCUAAGGGCUGGGCUCCUGUUCAUUCUCCCGCUACCACGCCUCAGGGCACUGGCAGUCAGAAAUACUUUGGGGCACCUCAGCAAGGGUAUCCUAAUCAGCCACAGUACCAACCUGUUUCUCAACCCUAUCAGCAAAAUCAACCACAAUAUCAAUCUCCUCAGCCUCAAUACCAACAACCCCAAUAUCAAUCUCCUCAGCCUCAGUAUCAGCAGGCUAAGCCCAACUACCAGCCACAAAAUCAAUCUCCUCAAUACCAACAACCCCAAUAUCAAUCUCCUCAGCCUCAGUAUCAGCAGGCUCAGCCUAACUACCAGCAACAACCUUCUCAAUAUCAACCACAACCAGAUCCAUACCAUCAAAACCAAGCUCCCUACCAAGCUGCGGUUGCUCAAACUCAGGUAGCAGCUCCCCGAUCACAACCAGCUAGGCAAGUAGAGCCACCUCCAUCUACGAUCACUCUUAGGGCAUCGGCUCCAGUGAGUCAGGCUCCGCCACCAGUUUUUUCUACACAACCAGCCACGGCGUCCCUUAAAGGUGGCAAGCACCUUCGCGGUGACUUGAAAUGGCCUCCAGAAGACGUCAGACAACGAAUGGACGAAGAAAAUAGAAAAUUGAUGGAAUUGGCCAGAGGUCCGGCCUGCAGGCCACCAAGGAAAGAAAGAGAUUACACACCUUUCUUCGAACAACACGCCCUUAAUUCAACUUAUCCUGGCUAUAAAAUACCACCUGGUACUCAGUAUUUUAGGCCGGAGUAGAAUUUAGCUUUUAUGAUUAUGUGAUAUAAUUAGAUUUGCUUUUAUUUUGAAGGAAAACAAUUCUAACACCUUUAUUCUCUAUCGAAUUCUGGUUUUAUUAUUUUUAGAGAGCUUAAAUGUAUUUUUGUAAAUAAUUGCCUACUUAUAUGUUUUAGUAAAAUAAAGCUGCAAACAGCUGUACUGAUGAUUAAUUUUAUUGCAGCUGUGCGAAUCAAUUAAUAUAUCUUGGUAAAUGAUUUUCAGGUUGCAACCCCCAUGAUAUACUUUUUAAUUUGCUUUUUUACUAGAAAGAAUCUCAUUUUUUAGUGAAACUAGUCAUCAACCAACAAAAAAAGUUACCUGGUAUUUUAUAUAAUCCUAACCCUUAUAAUAGAUAUUUAUUCUGCAGAAUUUCUAUAUUUAAGGUAUCUAUUUACUUUCAACACCAAAAAAAAAAAAUGUGUUUUAAACUACUAACAAACAAAAAAUAUGCGAUAUUUGAAUUUUUUUGCCCGAUAUAAUGUGCCGCUUUUCGACAAAAUUUAUUAAUAUGUAUCGAUACGAGCUUUUUGCUAAUUUAUUUAUGCAAAUUUUAUCCCAUUGAAUAGAAAUUAAAAAUUGUACUGUGUACGACAUAAAAAAUAAAUAAAAUUUUUAAUAAAUUAAUGC